AUGUUAGCUCCGCCCAGUUCAACAGGUUCUGUGAUGGAUCGAGCGCGCAUCGACGAGCUGACAAGGCAAAUUAGCAGCCAUACGGAUAUGUUAUGCGAAUAUAUCGACGAAUACGUGGAUGUACUGGUGAACCAUGUAUGUAGAAUGGUCAAGCAUCGUGGAACGCAUCGAAUAGAGGCACGUGAUGUAGAAUUUGUACUUGACGCUGUAUAUAAAAUGCCGUCUGUGCCUCGAGCAUCUGUUCACGUGUUUGGCGCACCUGCGUCCAUUCGUCCCGAUCGGAUCACACCGCAGCCAACAGAGGCGCACAAGCAACGUAUGCUUCUAAUAAAGAAAGUUGUGAAGAAGCCAUAA
Ostertagia ostertagi is the source of this 354-nucleotide messenger RNA. NCBI's taxonomy places the organism in Eukaryota, Metazoa, Nematoda, Chromadorea, Rhabditida, Trichostrongylidae. The record is from the annotation of a GenBank genome assembly.